CAGUUCAAUAGCUACUCAUUACGAAAAUUUUUCGUGAAUCAACAAAUGGUAUCGAAAUCGAUCUGGAUUGAUGUCCAUUCAUAUACGGUUUAUUGGAACACGUGAGGCAAAGAGAGAGUGUACCGUUGUAUGAUAAAAUCGACAGUGGAGGCUUAAUAUCUUUAUUCCAGCAUCUAGGCUCCAGUACCGAAAGCUGUGGAUUGAAGAAUGUCGAAAACUAUGCACUCAAUUUCGAGAAAUCGCAACGCUUAUGCAAAAAGAACGUCUGUCGCGCAUCAAUCCACAGGCAAGCAGUCGUCCAGGGAAUAACGGUUGCUCCGAUUUAGGGUAACCCUGGAUAUUAUCAAAACAAUUUUGUAGCAUGGGUAAACCAGUGUCUGGCAGGAUUUUACUCUCUGAAAUCUAUUCAGUUGAUUUUCAGCUCCCGGGAACGCAUGACGUGUUUUAUAACCCGUGUUUGACGUUGUAGGAAUUUUCAAGCAGCUAUUUUAUAAGUAUAUGGCAAUCUGCAUAACGGCUAAAUCCUGUACAAUUUAUUUUUUCCUCGAUCGAUGUAAUUGUGUAAAGUUGCGAGAAAUCAUUGAAAUUAUCAACAGUGCACCAUCUGGUGCAUCAAUUCUAAUAGUACUUACAGCUGAAUUUGCACUGGGCUUUUUGAGGCCGGGGAAAGUGAAAAAAAGUUGACCACCUAACCGACACCAUAAUCAUGCAUUAACCUUGUUAAUAGCUCAUCUUCUCUUGCACCUGACUGGUCUUAUGCUGGAGGACUCGUGUAGUUUUGAUAGACCCGGAGCAGUGUGAAAGGUUUCCGAGUUGUGACCACUGGUGCAGAAAAUUGAAAGGACAAAUACGCAGUCAGGGUGUCCCAGGCAUGUGUGGCUUUAAAAAGUGUGUGGGCAAGUGAAAGGGAAUCAAGUGUGGUGGCGGGAAGUCAACCCAGAAAUACUGCUUGCAGAAAGAAACCAGACCUAACAGUAACGUCUGGGCAAAGUGAAAUAUCAAAUUUUCCAGCGUACCGCUUUGCGUUCGCUUCAGUGGAGUUUAAAUUGAGUUGGGCAUCCUUUUGCUCCCAAUUGCAAUAAAUUUGUGGAUCUUUCUACUCCGCGGUUUGGAUCAACAGAUGCUAAAUUUCUUUGGCAGCUAUGCGGCUUAGAGCGGAAAUGAGAUAAUAGAACCGAAACUUUUACCUUUUGGCUCCCUACGAAGAGCGAAGCAUAAACCACAUCCGCCAAUGCCGGCUAGAAAGGGGCUGCUCGCGCCCCAGAAUACGUUUCUGGAUACAAUAGCGACACGGUUUGACGGAACACAUUCCAACUUUGUUCUUGGCAACGCGCAAGUUAGCGGAUAUCCGAUAGUGUAUUGUUCUGAUGGCUUUGUGGAACUUUCAGGAUUUUCACGAGCGCAAAUUAUGCAGAAAGGAUGUGCUUGUCGGUUUCUCUAUGGCUCGGAGACGAAGGAAGAACAUAAAAGUCAAAUUGAAAGCAGUCUCGAUGGAAAAAAUGAGCUGAAGUUGGAGGUGAUAUUCUAUAAAAAGAAUGGUACGCCGUUUUGGUGUUUGCUGGAUAUUGUACCCAUCAAAAAUGAAAAACGGGAGGUGGUGUUGUUUCUCGCAUCCCACAAGGAUGUUACCACUGCGAAGAUGUCAGAGAUGUCGAUGUCGGAUGAGUGUGAUAGCGACGAUGGGGCAGAGGAUGAUCAUUUGGAAAUUCCCCCGGGCGUCAACAUGGGCAGACGGCGUUCUCGUGCGGUGUUGUAUCAACUAUCUGGACAUUAUAAGCCUGAAAAAAUGAAGACUAAAAUUAAACUAAAUAGUAAUAUAUUACAUUCUAGCGAAGCCCCGCUACCUGAAUACAAAACGCAAGCCUUAAAAAAAUCACGUUUCAUAUUAUCACACUAUGGAAUGUUCAAAGGAUGCUGGGAUUGGAUGAUUCUUGUGGCUACUUUCUACGUUGCCGUUGCUGUACCUUACAACGCCGCAUUUGCUAAAACUGACCGUUUGACUAUGGCAUCCGAUGUUAUCGUUGAGGCUUUAUUUAUUGUUGAUAUUUUAGUGAACUUCCGCACAACGUACGUGUCCCGAAAGGGUGAGGUUGUAUCAGAUUCUAAAAGUAUAGCAGUUAAUUAUCUUAGAGGUUGGUUUGUGGUUGAUCUUCUGGCUGCCCUACCGUUUGAUCAUCUCUAUGCAAGCAAUGUAAUAAGUGGGGAGGAAUCUCACAUUCAUUUAGUCAAAUUAACACGGCUGCUAAGACUGGCACGAUUGCUUCAAAAGAUGGAUAGAUAUUCGCAAUACACAGCUAUGAUUUUAACAUUGUUGAUGCUAUGCUUCUCUUUAGUUGCACACUGGCUGGCUUGUAUUUGGUUUGUGAUAGCAGAGAAAGAAAGACUCGUUAAUGAUGUUGACUGGGACAUUGGUUGGAUCCACAUGUUGGCAGAACGGUUGAAAAUUCCAGUGUCGAACGUAACUCACGGCGAAGCGUACAUAACAUCGUUGUACUUCACGUUUACCAGCCUGACGUCUGUUGGCUUCGGCAACGUGUCUCCCACCACUAUCAGUGAAAAAAUCUUCAGCAUCAUCAUGAUGCUGAUUGGUGCUCUCAUGCAUGCGGUGGUGUUCGGAAACGUGACAGCUAUUAUUCAAAGGAUGUAUUCACGUCGUUCCCUCUACCAGAGCAAGUGGCGUGAUUUGAAAGAUUUCAUUGCACUGCACCAGAUGCCGAAAGAGUUAAAGCAGCGAAUGCAGGACUACUUUCAAACGAUGUGGUCACUGAAUCAUGGAAUCGAUAUAUAUGAGAUUUUAAAAGAAUUCCCAGAGGAACUAAGAGGAGACAUUUCGAUGCAUCUGCAUCGGGAGAUUUUACAGUUACCUAUAUUUGAGUCAGCAUCACAGGGCUGCUUAAAACUGUUAUCACUUCAUAUCAAGGCAAAUUUUUGUGCACCCGGCGAAUAUUUAAUUCAUAAAGGAGAUGCUCUGAGCUACAUUUACUACAUCUGCAAUGGAUCUAUGGAAGUGAUGCAGAACAAUAUGGUGGUUGCUAUCUUAGGGAAAGGUGAUUUAGUUGGUUGUGAUAUAAGCAUACAUUUACUGCAUAGCAGCCAAGGGAAUUCUGGGAAUCAGAGCUCACAGGAUGUUAUUGUGAAGAGCAGUGGGGAUGUCAAAGCCCUCACCUAUUGUGAUUUGAAAAGCAUUCAUAUGUGCGGCCUCGUGGACGUUUUGCGUCUCUAUCCAGAGUAUCAACAGGAAUUUGCCAACGAUAUCCAACAUGAUCUGACUUACAAUUUGCGCGAGGGUUACGAAGCAGAGGACGAAAUGGAAAACAAUGCACCGUGCCUCGCAUUACCGUCCAUUAGUGAAGAUGAUGAAAAUCAGUCUGAUGCAGAGUCCAGUACAUCUCCAUUAAACACAUCGUUAUCUAAAUCACCAGCCCAUAACGCCAGCACUAGUCCAAGACAUGGGAAACUAAUUCACAGUCGCAAUAAAUCUUUGGUUGCCUUGCGGGAGCGUGUCGAACGUCAACGCUCGGUUCAAGUAGCCACCAUGAAUUCGGUAACAGAGAGCAAUAAUUCCAUCGAAGGACUCAACCUGGAGCUACGCGGUAAAGAAAAGUCCCAACCAACAAGAGUGUCAGUUGAACGGUUAGACACCCAAGUUACUACUCUACACAAUGAUGUUGCGGCUUUGAGUAUGGAAGUCCGAAAUGCGAUACAAGCCCUUCAGGAAAUGACUUACUCUACUAUCAACUCCCAGUUCGAUUUAGGACAUUUUCCUCCAGCACGAUCCAUACCUAAUCUGCAGAAUGGUGCUGGUAGUAUGAUGCGGGAAUCUGAAACUGCUCUAGCUCGAAGUAGCUCUCAUCCUCCAGAAAUGUGGUGCAGAGAAAUGAAUGCGUUUGGCGAAGGUCUACCUAGUCCUAAUGGAACUGAAACAUUCUCCGAAAAUAUGUAUAGGCGAAAAUCUAUAUUGUCGCAAAAAUAUUCGGAAGAAAUGUCUUGUUCAACGCAGACUGAAAAUGUGAUUGAUUUUGAAACUUUAGAAAAAGUAGUUUUAGCCCAUCCCCAUCUAGUACUAAAAAUAUUAGGUAUCAACACAGUGUUUAACAAUGUUUCAGAACUUAAAACAUAUCCGUUGAAUACUAUUUCUGAAACGGCCAAUGCUGGUGAGACAAUCGCACCAAAGGUGCACAAAGUAGAAGACAACAAUAAUAAAUCUAACACCAACAAAUUACAUCACGCGGAAGACCAUCUUAGAAAUUAUCCACCAAUUAUUUACAACGCAUUCGACAUUGAAACUAUUGAACAUAACAAUAAUAAUAAUAAUAAUAACAUAUCUUCACUGAAUCCACCACAACAAGGCUCAAUUCCUUUCUUGUUGGCUCGCACAGAUGUCGAAUCGAAGUUGGUUGACGAUAUCAGUUGCUCUGUAUUAAUUGACGAAAAUAUCAACAAGGCAAAGCAAUCUACAGGCAAUCACGUUCUCAAAAGACAGGAACGCGUGCCAGCUAAAAAUCGUUUCUCAGCUGGCGAUGCCGAUAACCUUGAAAAGGGGUUAAAAAAUCUUCCAUCUUCCCGAUCGCUCGGUGGUAGCUGAAAUUAGUUAUAUGACAAAAUACAAUAUCUUAACGAUUAGUGAUGAAUUAUUUAUUCUCAAUUAGAUGGUUAUUUAGUGAAAUUUCUAUUUAUUAUAAAUUAAAUGUAGAAGUCUGUGUAUUUUUAUAAA
Messenger RNA from Malaya genurostris, 4714 nucleotides. It is a transcript of the gene Elk, whose product is annotated as potassium voltage-gated channel subfamily H member 8. The record is from RefSeq and is a predicted model, not a curated record. Gene Ontology annotation, biological process: regulation of membrane potential; potassium ion transmembrane transport. Lineage: Eukaryota; Metazoa; Arthropoda; Insecta; Diptera; Culicidae. The coding region runs from base 1232 to 4585 and encodes 1117 amino acids. Gene Ontology annotation, cellular component: membrane. Gene Ontology annotation, molecular function: voltage-gated potassium channel activity. The transcript has 18 exons.